Oncorhynchus gorbuscha (pink salmon) is the source of this 6001-nucleotide messenger RNA. RefSeq names its product zinc finger protein 518A-like. Gene Ontology annotation, molecular function: DNA-binding transcription factor activity, RNA polymerase II-specific; RNA polymerase II transcription regulatory region sequence-specific DNA binding. The record is from RefSeq and is a predicted model, not a curated record. The coding region runs from base 850 to 5238 and encodes 1462 amino acids. Gene Ontology annotation, cellular component: nucleus. Gene Ontology annotation, biological process: regulation of transcription by RNA polymerase II. Lineage: Eukaryota; Metazoa; Chordata; Actinopteri; Salmoniformes; Salmonidae. The transcript is spliced from 2 exons.
UUUUUGUCUAGGAGGUUUUAGUCGCGCAAUUUUACAACUAACCAAGAUAUUUGGUGCAGUAUUUCUCAAGUGAAAACAUGUUCAUGAAAACGAGUCUCUCCUUCAAAUACGACAAACGUUUGGUUGAAGGAGCCCUCAAACUUCCGCUUGCUUGGAAAGAAAAAUGGUGGCACGAACCAUAGAAAUUUAAUGAAUAGAAAUGACAUGGAACAUCAUGGGUACUCUUGCAAUGGCUGCCUGGUAUUGUGACGCAAUACUUUAUAUUGUACUGGAGAAUGUUAAUUUAACUUAUGCUAACUGUUGUGGCUCCAGCAAUGGGGAGUAAUUUUAUUUUAUGUCCGUUGAGCUGUUAAAACAAAUCACAGCCCAAAUUGAUGGGUACACUUCCUGCUUUGCUACUAUGGGUACGCUUGCAAUGGCCGCCAGUCCACCCAUUAUGCAUAAUUCAAUUGAAUGGGGAUACCGUUCUAUUCAUUCUAGUGCUAUGGCAGGAACAGCCGGGAAAAAAAACAUUGCAGAAGACCAAAACGUCACGAUAAUAUAUGCAGGAACUGUUUCGGAUGGGAAGCACGACCAUGAUAAUUUAGCGAAACAGAUGGAACACGGGCCUUUGAACAUUGUCUUCAUAUGAAUUUGCCUAUUCUGAAUCAGUCGGUCGCAUAGAAAAAUGAUUUUCUAAAUGCUCGAACAGCUCUUGAAUCGAGUCUAGCAGGUAAUCCAUAUUCAUCCGCUUUAGAUGCCUCACCAACCUCAGUCAAUCAGCAACGGAGUACCCGGAUGGAACUGUCAUGGCCGCCAUCGCUGAACUGCAAGGCUAAAGAGAAAAGGAAGGAGCCUCUAUAUUGAAGCAUGGAAGAGGACCUGAAAACACUGGAUGAUCCUGCUGAAAGCCAUGACGACAUGGAGGCUGAGGAAGAAAAGGAAUUGGCAAAGGACCACACCGGCCAGAAGUUUGAUCAAUUUCCUGGGUUGCCAUAUAGUGACCAAUGUGACCCUGAUGAAACAUCUGUUGAAGAGUCAGGUAGUCGCAAGACAGCCAGAAAAGCAUCUAAGUCACCAUGUAAAAUACAGCAAGGUGCAGUCUUCUCUGGAAAAAUACUUAGCUUUGGGUGUUCAGAGUGUAAGGGUGACUCUACCUACAGCCCCAAUGAUCUCCUCAAACAUUUUCAGGGGGCCCACAAGGGGACCCUGCCGACGUAUCCGUGUGACUUGUGUGGCUUUGUUACAAAUGAGUUCCCUGCACUUCAGCGCCAUCGGAUCGGGCACAGGAACACUUUAGUCACAUGCGAGAUCUGUAAUGAUGAUGUACAGUACUCUCUCCUCCUGCUCACUAGACACUAUAUCAUGUCUCACAGCCAAAAUGGCCACUUUCACUGUGAAAAAUGUGAGUUUUCAACAGUUGAUGCAGGGACAUUUGUUCAGCACAUCCAUCAUCACAAUGAGAGCCGGCUCAAAUGUGUGAAAUGUCAACAUGUGAGCUCUAGCCGAGGUGAGCACCAGAGGCACCUAAAACUCCACUCGGGUACCUUCCCCUUCACGUGUCAGGUCUGUGGAUAUGGGGCAGCACGGAGAGAAUACCUCACAAAGCACAUGGUAACUGUCCAUGGUGAGGAAGCAGGCAAGAAAAAUAAAUGGAGAGCAACGGAGGACCGCAACAAUACCCUGGUAAACUCCUCUUCAGGAUUAAAACUCCUGCUGAAGAAAAGCCCAGCUGCAGGUGGUCAAUCCAAGGAAUCCCAGUGGAUGUCCAAACUGAAUUCUCUUCCUGGAGUAGGUUUACUUGACCAAAAUGGAAGGUUGUUGAACCCAGAGAAAACAUUGGAGGAAACCCAACAGUUCCUUGAAAGGGCUGUGGGUGUGAAACAGGACUGUAAGAAGCGGGUCAAAGGGACUCUUAAAAAUGAGCAACAAUUUGACUCCCAGGCUGUAUCAUCGAUACCACCACCUAAGUCCCCGGAAAGUGAUGACAGUUAUGAGGCUGAUACCCUAAACCCGAACUCCAAUGGACUAACUGUUCUCAUGGUCAAAAAUAAAAUCUCUAUUCCACCUAACUGUACUACAAAAGUAAUGGGGUUCAAAAUGGUUGACGGCAAAAAGCAUUUAGUUCUCAAAGUUAUACCAACAGCAAAGCCUGAGUCCUCUGCAGAAAAUAGAAUGUUAUGUAGAGCGCAAGAGAGAGGCUGCCCAAUUAUAGACGCUACCUCCGAUGGAAAUCAAUGCUCAGAUUCGGCUGAAAAUUGGGAAAAUUCAAGUACUAGCUUCCCUUACAUGACAGUUCUAAGCCCUUCAGGGACUGAUCGAGAUGCUGCAAUUUCAGUUCAAGUGAAACCAGAGGAAGAGGACAUUAGCAUUGAGGAGAUGUUGCCCAUACUGGAGAAACUACCACAGAAAAUGGCACAGAAAGCAAAACACACAGAGCAGCAGAGGAAUGGUGAAAAACAUAAGUUUAAGGAUGAACAGAUUCCUUCCUUGGCAGUUUCUCCAAUGACCAAAGAGUCAGAUCACUCCACGAUUCAGAACGGUAAACUGAAUAACAAUACAUCAUCAAUUGCUAAUCAGUCGAAUAAUUCUGAGUUGGGAGACAAAAUGUCUGCUUAUUCAAGCCCUAAUGUGACUGCUGUGGAGGUCGUUUCAGCCAAAAUGCUCACAGAUAAGACCAUGCCCUCUGAAUCCGCUAAUGAGACCAUGCUUCCCAAACCAGUCUCUGAAGAAACUAUCAGCAUGCUUAGAGUUGGUGACCUGAAUACAGCUACAGCUGAUAAGAUCAGUGACCCCAUCACUGAAAAUUGCCCUGUGCCCAAUGGAGAGACGUUACCAUCCAAUGACAAACCUAAGAAGACUGCCCCAGGACCCAUGACUGGUGACAUCCUACCUUCUGAUAAUACUGUUGAAAAUAAUCAUUCAAUUAUCAAGGAGAUGGUUCCUACUGAUUUUACUGCCAAUAAGAGUAAUUCCUGUGUAGCGACUAAGACUAAAACUGAAACUUUAUCUCCAGAUCUGAUGCUACAACUGGAGUCACACCCAGCUGAAUCCGACAACUCCAAAGAGACUGAUGCUAAUGCUGAAAAUCUUAAUUCUCCCAACCAAGAGGUGUUCAGUUUUCAUAAUUACUCAAAGGAAACAUCAAGCAUUUCCUCCAACUCAACACAACCUUGUGAACAUCCAUCAGAGCUUUUGACAGAGGAUGAAAGUGUUUGGAUGAAAGAGUCACCUGAAUGGAGCUUGACAUUGGCUGCAUCUCCACAACCUCCAGAUGAGGGGAAUGGGGAAGUGGAGUCUGCAGAAGAGACUGAGACUGCAAUGGAGACAGUGUCAGAUGGUGACAUUGAGGUUGAUGAGUGCAUAGCUACUGUAGAUCUGGCCACCCCAGUGGCAGCUGAGAUAGAUAAUCAUGGACACUCUGGGUCUAAACACCAAGUCCAAACUACAGUAAAAAUGGAGGAGGAGAGUGUUCCUGUGUCAGAAAGGGUAACAGGGAGCAUAAAUAGUUUGGCCGUCUUGGGUCGCAUACUGGAGGAGCAUUCAGAUGCUAUCAUUAACCACCAGCUUGAGAAAGAUAGAAUAGGCUGCUCAGCUGCUAGCCAUGAUUCUGUUAAGCCACCUAAGACUAUGCUAAGGAUCCUUAAAACUGCAGAGGGAAAGCAACAGAUGUUCUUACAGACUGCAGAGAACCAGUUUGCUGUACCUGUGCAGCUCCAAGGCAACACAGGGUUCAAGCUGAUAACCAAAUGCUCUGCUCCUCAGAUCAAUGUGUCCUAUGUUAAGCCAGGAAUUGAAAUGCAGAAUCACACCACAGGGUUGGCACUCACCCUCAAUGGUGGAAGGUUCAGCAUUCUAGGACAUACUUUAGGUGCUAGUGAAAAAGGUGCAAUGCCGUUAUCUGCUAUUCAGCCUGGAGCCAGUACGAGUACAAGCAACUACCUAGUCAACAGCACAGCUUUUAAGGGAAAUAUGCUGUUGUCAGACGCAGCACAUGGUUCUCCUGGAGAAAAUACCAUAAAAUCACUGCAGACUUGUUACUUAGUACAGAGACCAGUCCCUGUAACCCAGCCCCCCCACAAUGCAGGUAGCAAAUUAGCAAGCUCAAUGUCUCAAUCUCCACUCUUGUCCCGUCCAGUUUUGGCAAUGUCUGCGAACUCGGUGAACAAAUUAACUGCAUUGCACACUGGGCGACAAGCCUUCUUGGUUAGAUAUAUCUCUCCAGCUAAGUCAGGGAUGCUUCUGAAUAGUCUUGAUGGGAAGUCUGUGAACCAGAAAGGUCAACCUAAUGAAAACCGAGGAAAUAAAGUUGUUUAUAAGAUCGUCAGAACUGCCAAUGGUAGCACAUUUCUUGCUGGUGCUGCACACUCCUCUGCCAACAAGCCCAUUUAUCUGGCCACAAAUUCCACACAGAUGCCCUGUUUUCUGAUGUCAUCAAAUAAUGUCUCUACUGGAGGGCAAAAACUGGUACCCAUACAAAAUACCUCCCACAAACCUGUCACAGCCUCCAAGCUCUCAAAUCUUCUGUCCCCCCAAUCCAACAUGCAAGGUAGGGUCAGACAGCAAGUGGGCAUAGAUGGUCUGAAUAAAUUGCCCCUUACCCCAAGGCCAAGUCGCCAGCUAAGUCAAAGGAAGAGACACAGGAAAGCGUUGUUUGAUGAACUUCCAGAGCACUUGCCUAAAGUGAAGAGGCUCUCGAGCAAGGCAGUAACUGAGAAAAGGGCUCCCUCGCUCUGGGUGCCUGUACCCAAAGAUGCAGAGAGGACUCUGAGACUGUACCCAUUCAGUUCACUACAAGAGAUAAAAUGCCCUCGACGAAAUCAGCCGGUAGUGGUUCUCAACCAUCCCGAUGCCGACAUUCCUGAAGUGGCCAGUAUUAUGAGGUCUGCUAACAAGUACAAAGGUGCUGUUUCCAAGGUGGCACUGUCCCAAAAAACGGUUCAAGCUCUCUCUGAACUCUGCCCGACUGGACGUCUGGGGAAAAGCUCCAAGGUGAAAUGUCCCUCAUCACAAAGCUGUGGGUCGAGACUUCGACCUUCAGAAAGCAGAGUCAGAGAGCGAUUUCUGUUAAAACUGAAGUUUAAAAAGACUAGCAGGAAAAAGUAUGAGGUGGUGAAGUCCUUAUCUAGAUGUGCAGAGAGGUCAUCAAUGUUUGCCUGUUGGUUUUGUGGUCGACUCUUCAACAACCAAGAGGAGUGGAUAGGCCACGGCCAACGGCAUCUCAUGGAGGCAACCAGAGACUGGAAUAAGCCAUUUUAAAACUGUCACAUAGCCCCUGGAUGGUCCAAAAUACCAUCUUAUAGAGUGGCACAAAUGGAGAGGUUAAAGUUGUAUAUUUUUCAAAUGACUCAUUAGUAUACUUUAUUCUUACAGCAGUUUCUAUUCCCAUAAAUGCCCUUAUAGCUAUGUUUGAGUCACUGUUUUUGAGGCUGUUGAUGUGUGGUACAACCUGAAACCUUUUGGUAUGUAUAGAUAUUCUAAUACGAUUAUGUAAAUAUGACAAACUCGUUUGUACAGAUGGAAUUGAACUGUGAAAACUUGGCACACUGUAAUGGAGUAUAUUUGAGGGAGCAAUGUUGCUACAUUUUUUUUGUAUUCAGAAAUGUACCAAAUUCCUCAGGUGAUUUCAUAUUCUCUGAUUCAACUCAUCUGCUUUGUAACAUACAGUUGAAGUUGGAAGUUUAAAUAUACUUAGGUUGGAGUCAUUAACUUGUUGUCAUUAACUUGUUUUCAACCACUCCACACAUUUCUUGUAAACAAACUAUAGUUUUGGCAAGUUGGUUAGGACAUCUACUAUGUGCAUGACACAAGUAAUUUUUCCAACAAUUGUUUACAGACAGAUUAUUUCAUUUAUAAUUCACUGUAUUAAAAUUCCAUUAGGUCAGAAGUAUAUGUACACUAAGCUGACUGUGCCUUUGAACAGCUUGGAAAAUGUCAUACAAUUAUGUCAUGACUUUAGGAGCUGCUAAUAGGCUAAUUGACAUCAUUUGAGUCAAUUGGAGGUGUACCUGUGGAUGUAUUU